AUGGGGGUGUUGUCGCGGCCGGAGGAGGUGCCGGCGUUGCUCAGGCUCAAGCUGGCGGCGGGGCGGAUCAGGCGCCAGAUCCCGCCCCAGGAGCACUGGGCCUUCGCCUACCACAUGCUCCAGCGCGUCUCCCGCAGCUUCGCGCUCGUCAUCCAGCAGCUCGGACCAGACCUUCGCAAUGCCGUCUGCGUCUUCUACCUCGUGCUCCGGGCCCUGGACACCGUCGGUCAGCACCCUUAUUACCCCUGCUACUGCUCACUUAUAACUGCAGAGGACGACACUGCCAUCCCUAACGAGGUCAAGCUGCCCAUCCUUCGGGACUUCUACCGCCACAUCUACAACCCAGACUGGCUCUUUUCAUGUGGAGCAAACGACUACAGAGUGCUCAUGGACAAUUUUAGGCAAGUCUCCACGGCUUUCUUGGAGCUAGGCGAAGGGUACACUGGAAUACCUGUCGGCAUGCCCUCGAUACGUUCAGAGUUUAGCACUGAGACUCGAACACCGCAAGUUUGCCACUGA
Molecule: messenger RNA, 519 nt
Organism: Aegilops tauschii subsp. strangulata
Lineage: Eukaryota; Viridiplantae; Streptophyta; Magnoliopsida; Poales; Poaceae
Source: RefSeq, a predicted model, not a curated record